Messenger RNA from Moneuplotes crassus, 1876 nucleotides. The record is from the annotation of a GenBank genome assembly. Lineage: Eukaryota; Ciliophora; Spirotrichea; Euplotida; Euplotidae.
UUCCUCUUUCCAAAUUGCUCACCCAAUUCGGGACUUGCACACAAAUCUGUUAGUUCUAUGGAAGCUACUGGGAAGUCGCCAUAAUGGUAAAUCAGCUCUCCAAGAAGUGUAGAGAGUUAUGGCUAAGCAAUUUGAGAGCCUUCAGAGUAUUGCUGAUUAAAAAUAAGAAGGUUCUUAAAUAUCAUAAAGGCUUUGAUACUGAAAUUGCUGAGUAUCUCCUGAAAUCAGAUAGAUACGUCAGCUACAGACUAGAUUUAUGCAUCGGAAGUGAUAAAGAAAUGGGAAUCUUCUUGAAGUUUGUUAACCAAAUUGAUACCUCUCAGAGUACUCUUGCGUGUGAGUUUGAGAAUAAUUCAGUGAAUAUUUCGAACAACUUUUGGAAGCCCGAACAAAUCAAUCCAAUAUUUGAAGAAUUCAUAUCAAAGAAUCUCUCUAUUACUAAUAUUCAGAUUGAGAAUAAAUUUGACAGUAAUGAAGCUGAAGCAAUUUAUGAUACCUCGGAAGUUUCAUAUGAGUACUCCAAGAUUAUUGACACCUCAAUGCCAUUUCACUCGAAUGUGAAGAAGGUGAAUACUUUUUUCAUGAAAGAAAUGAUUUCACCAACAGAUCAAGAUAUCGAAAAGUUGGUUGUAGAUUACUCUCUAUUCUCAAGAUUUUAUGAAGAAAUGCCAAUCUUAUGUCCAGAGAAGAUCAACAAGAUUGAGAUUAGGGAGCCCAAUAUUGGAAAUAUUUCAAAAAGUCAAAGACUAAAUAAGCCAGAAUUUAUAGAUUUCCUUGAGACAUCAUUUCCAAGAAGUCUACAGGAGGUAUUCCCAAGACUAAGUGAAAUAACCUUGGCACUGUGCCACCCUACCACAAACGAACUUUUGGAAUUAGAGAAGAUCAUUAAGAGGAGUAACGAAGCUGGUGUAUCGACAAAACUAAAUCUUUGCCCAGAAAUUCCUCAGAGGAAGCCCUACUUUGUACAAGAAAAUACUAAUGUGUACAUGAUCUCAGAUACCCGUGGAGAUAUAAUUGAAACAUAUGGACUCCCAGGCUCGAAUGUGGCUACAAUGAGCACUAAAGUUCUCCACUGCUUCACUGUCGGAAGAUUGGAAUGAUACGAACCAAUGGCAGGGGUUGAUAGUGGAAUGAGGACUCCAUACGGUGGAAGACCAGUCAGAAAAAUUUACACUCACAAAAUUCAUCCAACAAAGAAAUACUUGUUCAUGCAGUCGUUGCAUAAUAUAAAUCUAUAUGACGUCUCAUUAAAUGGGAGACUUAAUCUUUCUCCAAAAAUCGAAAAAGAGAUGAUGAACCUCUUUGCACAGUAUAAGCUAGCCCAGCCUUGUUUGCUCCUAAAAAACAGAGCUUUUACUGGGAUAUGGGGGAAAUAAGGAGUUUAAUCAUUUAUAUUUCAAGCAGGAUGAUGAAAGCAACACUAACCUAAAUCUUGAGCUAAUAGAUGAUAAUAGCCAUGUGAUCUUAGCUCCAAGGCUUCCAUCCAAGCUUGCCCAGAUGUCUUCUAUGAAACUUACUGUAGAGUUUCCUGAACCCAGACUUGUUGGAGAACUUAUCAAGUGUCUUAAUGGGUCUGUGACACAUCUAGAUAUGAGAGCAAGACCUGGAAGAUUAAGCAAAACAAAAAAGAGAAUUAAAGAGCAGAUUAUUGAAAAGAUCUUGGGCAUGAAGAAUUUAAAUACCUUUAUAUACUCGAGAGUUGGAACUGACUGUAACAUAUUCCUCAGAAACAUGAAUGAUAAAUCCAAACCGGCAUUGAAGGAGCUUCUGGAGUACUGUUUCCUAGGUGGAGAGAUGCCAGGAAUCCAACCCGAUUAUUUGGACUAUAUCUCGAUCAACACGUCUAAAUAGAUAGUACCGAAUUCAAUCAGAAUGG